Uncinocarpus reesii 1704 is the source of this 804-nucleotide messenger RNA. RefSeq lists its product as uncharacterized. NCBI's taxonomy places the organism in Eukaryota, Fungi, Ascomycota, Eurotiomycetes, Onygenales, Onygenaceae. Gene Ontology annotation, biological process: carbohydrate metabolic process. The transcript has a single exon. Bases 1 to 804 code for a protein of 267 amino acids. Gene Ontology annotation, cellular component: membrane. Gene Ontology annotation, molecular function: hydrolase activity, acting on carbon-nitrogen (but not peptide) bonds. The record is from RefSeq and is a predicted model, not a curated record.
AUGCUCCUCCGCUCCAUCCCCCGCCUCUUCUUCCUUCGCUCGUCCUUCCGCCAUCGUCGAGCCCACCGCUACCGGCGGCUCACCAUGCUCGCAAUCUUCACCAUCGCCGCCCUUCUCGUCACGCCCUUUUACUUCAUCUACAAGCCACCCCAGUUCCUCAUCCGCUACCUCCAACACCGCUGGCCAGAUGUCCUCUUUCACGUUCCCACCUCCUCCAAACUCGUUGCCCUGACCAUUGACGAUGGCCCGUCACAGUAUACAUCCGAGCUAGCCAAUAUCCUAAAAGAGAACGACGCGACCGCAACAUGGUUCAUCAUCGGGGGCCAAGUACCUGGCCGGGAGCAAGUGCUACGAGACCUGGUCCAGAACGGGAACGAGCUGGCAAACCACGCCAUGCACGAUGAAACAUCCAAAGCACUGAGCGAAGACGCCUUGCGCGAGCAAAUUGGGGCUGUACAAGGUAUGAUUCAGCAGGCUUAUGCGGCCUUGGACCCCAAGAGGGAAUACCCAAAGUAUUUCCGGCCCGGUGGGGGCUUUUUCGGCGCAAGGAUGCAAAAGCUCUUGGGCCAAUUAGGGUAUCGACUGGUGUUGGGUGAUAUCUAUCCCCAUGACCCGUUUGUGCCCUAUUGGCGGGUCAAUGCGAAGCACAUCCUGAGCAUGCUACAUCCGGGCGGCAUCAUCAUCUGCCACGAUAGGCGGAGUUGGACGCUCCCAAUGCUGCGGAAGGUGCUGCCGGAAAUUCGACGGCGAGGCUAUCGGAUUGUUACUGUGACGGAAUUACUAGAGAGCACGAAGCGGCGCUAA